Messenger RNA from Lindgomyces ingoldianus, 1370 nucleotides. RefSeq lists its product as uncharacterized. The transcript has 2 exons. Lineage: Eukaryota; Fungi; Ascomycota; Dothideomycetes; Pleosporales; Lindgomycetaceae. Gene Ontology annotation, cellular component: nucleus. The coding region runs from base 27 to 1328 and encodes 433 amino acids. The record is from RefSeq and is a predicted model, not a curated record.
AAGCACUUCCCCACGCCCCUCACACCAUGUCCGACUCAAAGACCGCUAGUAUUCCGGCAGCUACAACCAUUACACGUGCGCUCCACGAUGUCGUCAUUGCCAUCCACAAGGCGGGCAACGCCGACGACCUCACCGUCAAGCGCGUGCGAACCAGGGCGGAGGAACAGCUGGGACUGCCGGCCGGAUUCCUCAAGGCGGACGGAGAAUGGAAGCAGAAGAGCCAAAGCAUCAUUCACGAGGCAGUGGAGAAGUACUGUGGCGACGAGCCUUCCCCAGAACCCAAACCAAAACCGAAACCCCAGCCAAAAAAAGCUGCCAAGCCCAAGGCAGUCACGAAGAAGGAGAAGCUAGCAAAAGCUGCCCCACGCGGUGCCAAGAGAAAGUCCCCGACAACCCCCAAGAAGCCCCAGAAGAGGAGGAAGACCAUCGUCUCCUCUGGCGAGGAGUCCGAUGGGCCCCUGUCAGAACUGCUGUCGCAGGAUGAAGACCUGUCGGAUGCGGACAGCGAGCCGCCCAAGAAAGCUGCACGGCGGGGGCAGAAAGUAGUAGCAGAAGAACUAGACGAGGAAAUGGAGGACGCACACAAUUGCAGUAAGGAAGGACUGGGGUUGAAGGACCUGGAUGGUGACGAUGCGCAUAAGAUCACCACACCUGCGAAGAAGGCAACAGUCCCCACAGUUGCAAAUGCUAAGGCCGAUGUAUCUGAGAGUGAACUAUCCAGCCUAAUCGACGAAUCGCCUGCUAAAAAGAAGCGACAAAAGAAAUCGCCCUCGGAAAAGCAUGCAAAAAGUUCCAAGGCCAAGGAACCUAAGGCACCGAAGCCAAGCGCUAAAGCGACAAAGUCUAAAGGCGCGCAACACGAUGACCCUGACCAAGCUGAAAUCAAGAGACUGCAAAGCUGGUUGGUCAAAUGCGGGAUCAGAAAAGUAUGGGGGAAAGAGUUAGCACCGUGUGACACGACCAAGGAGAAGAUCAAGCAUCUGAAGGGGAUGCUGAAUGAUGCCGGUAUGGAAGGCAAACCCUCGAAUGAAAAAGCGGCGAGGAUAAAAGAGCAGCGGGAGUUUGCAGCGGAUCUGGCUGCCAUUCAGGAACAAGCGGGGCGCUGGGGUCAGGCCGGAGAGGCCGAUGGUGGGAGGCCGAAACGCAGACUAGCACGGGGUGUUCAGAACAUGAAGGUUACCAAGGAUCAGGACGAUGACGACGAUGAAGCCGGUGAUGAUGAGGAUGAGAAGGACGAGCAAGACACCGAUGUUGAGUUCGCGAAGAAUGAUGAUGACGACGACAACGACGACGACGACGACGGUGAUAAUAGCGAUGAUUCAGAGUAGUGUCUUAAAUUCGCAGAUACAUUCUGUAUUGUAUUAUAUAGA